AUGGGUGCUGCCGAAUCCUCCAUGUUCAACUCCCUGGAGAAGAACUCCAACUUCUCCGGGCCUGAACUCAUGCGACUGAAGAAGAGGUUUAUGAAGCUGGACAAGGACGGUUCCGGGUCCAUCGACAAGGACGAAUUCCUCCAAAUUCCUCAAAUCGCCAACAACCCAUUGGCGCAUCGGAUGAUUGCAAUCUUUGACGAAGAUGGGAGUGGGACUGUCGACUUUCAGGAGUUUGUUGGGGGCUUGAGCGCUUUCAGCAGCAAGGGUGGUCGGGAUGAGAAGCUGAGGUUCGCCUUCAAAGUCUACGACAUGGACAGAGACGGAUUCAUCUCCAACGGUGAACUAUAUCUGGUACUGAAGCAGAUGGUUGGGAACAAUCUGAAGGACCAACAACUGCAACAGAUCGUGGACAAGACCAUCAUGGAGGCAGACAAGGACGGAGAUGGAAAGCUCUCUUUCGAAGAGUUCACCGCGAUGGUCUCCAGCACGGAUAUUGUCAAGCAAAUGACUCUUGAAGAUCUCUUCUAG
This is a messenger RNA of Cryptococcus wingfieldii CBS 7118, 528 nucleotides long. Its product is annotated as calcineurin subunit B. Lineage: Eukaryota; Fungi; Basidiomycota; Tremellomycetes; Tremellales; Cryptococcaceae. Gene Ontology annotation, molecular function: calcium ion binding; calcium-dependent protein serine/threonine phosphatase regulator activity. The record is from RefSeq and is a predicted model, not a curated record. The transcript is spliced from 7 exons. Bases 1 to 528 code for a protein of 175 amino acids.